Coturnix japonica (Japanese quail) is the source of this 2581-nucleotide messenger RNA. Lineage: Eukaryota; Metazoa; Chordata; Aves; Galliformes; Phasianidae. The record is from RefSeq and is a predicted model, not a curated record.
CCGCACCAUGUUCCCGCUGCUCGUGUCGCUGCUCGUGUCGCUGCUCGCUCCGCUCGGUGCCGUGUGCGGGCCGUGCUACCGCAUGGCGGGGCUGUUCCAGAUCCACGACGGACGGGACGGCCGGGACAUGGAGCGCGGCUGCGGGGGCGCCGCGUUGUUCCGCAGCCACGGGCAGCACCUGGCGCAGACGCUGCGUUUCGCGGUGGAGGAGAUCAAUAACGGCAGCGCUCUGCUCCCCAACGUCACGUUGUGCUGCGACAUCCACGACACGUGCUCGGACGCCGCCAACCUUCUCGCCACGCUGCGCGCCCUGGUCCGGUCCGGCCGGCGGCACGUGGAGGCACCGGGCGCCCUGCGGCAAUACGAGCCCCGGGCCGUGGCCGUGAUCGGGCCCGACAGCAGCCGCCUGGCGCUCAGCACCGCCGCCAUCCUGGGCGUCUUCCUCGUGCCCGAGAUCAGCUAUGAAGCCUCCCUGGAGACACUGAGCCUGAAGCGGUUCUACCCCUCGUUCCUGCGCACCAUCCCCAGCGAUGGGCAGCAAGUGAAGGCCAUCGCGCUGCUGCUGCAGCACUUCAGGUGGACGUGGGUGGCUCUGGUGGGCAGCGACAACACCUAUGGUAGGGAUGGGAUCAAGGCCCUCUAUGAGCUGCUGGCCACAACCGAGGUGUGCGUCGCCUACCGAGGUGUCAUCCCCGCAACCAAGGACGGCAGCAGCCCCGAGCUCCACAAGCUGACCCAGAUCCUCAUGGACAGCAGGGUCAACGUCACCGUCGUGUUCUCCAACAGGAGGAACGCGCAGCCCUUCUUUGAGGCGGUGGUGCAGCGGAACAUGACGGGGAUGGUGUGGGUGGGCUCUGAGGACUGGUCUUUAGCCCAGACCGUCUGGCAGGUGCCCGGCAUCCAGAACAUCGGCUCCGUGGUUGGCAUUUCGGUUGAGCAGGCAGAGCCCACAGUGCUGAAACGCCUCCAGUCUUGGGCGAACGCAAAGAAACGUGCUGUGUGUGGGAGUGCUGGCAGCACAGCGGAGCCGAGGGGAAAUGGAGCGAGCAGCAUUGAAGGCGUCCAGCUGAACUGCACCCAGCACCGCCCAGAAUGUCAGCUGCUCGCUCACACCCCAGACAUAUACGACAUUCAGGCCUCUUACAACGUGUACUCUGCUGUGUAUGCGGUGGCCCAUGGCCUCCACGACCUGCUGGGCUGCGCCUCAGGGGUGUGCAGCAAAGGCAGAGUGUAUCCCUGGCAGCUCCUACAAAAAAUCAAGCAGGUAAACUUCAGCCUGCACAACAGCCAGAUCUCAUUUGAUGCCAACGGGAACAUUCGUAAAGGUUAUAACAUCAUUGCAUGGAAUUGGAGAGGCCGGAGUUGGGCUUUUGAUGUGGUUGGAGCUUUCACUGUGAACCCUGAAAAACUGCACAUUGACCAGAGCAAAAUCCUGUGGCACACAAGAGAUCACCAGGUUCCUGUCUCCGUCUGCUCCUGGCCCUGUGCAGCCGGGGAGAUGAGGCUGCAGCAGAACCGACACCGCUGCUGCUUCAGCUGCGUGGCCUGUCCAGCAGGGACCUUCCUGAACAAAUCAGGUCAGUCUCAGGGUGCCCCACCAGGACCAAGCACUAACUGUGCCCAUGGCUCCCACGUGCCGCUGUUCCCUGCAGCCCCGUAUUCCUGCCAGGCCUGUGGGAGGGACGAGUGGGCGCCCGCAGGGAGCGAGAGCUGCUUCAACCGCACCGUGGAGUUCCUGUCCUGGGCCGACCCGCUGUGCUGGGCGCUGCUGGUGCCCACCGUGCUGCUGCUGCUGCUGCUGCUGGGGCUGCUGGUGCUGUUUGCCCUGCACGCCUCCACGCCGGUGGUGCGCUCAGCGGGCGGCAGGUUGUGCUUCCUCAUGCUGGGCGCUUUGUUCUGCGCCUGCAGCAGCAUCUUCUUCACCUUCGGGCGGCCCAGCCGGCUCUCGUGCCUCGUGGGCUUCCCGCUCUACAGCAUCAGCUUCACCGUGUUCCUGUCGUGCGUGGCCACGCGCAGUCUGCACAUCGUCUGCAUCUUCAAGCUGAGCCGGCGCUGCUCGGCGCUGCACGAGUCGUGGCGGCGGCGGGGCGGCCCGGUGCUGUUCAUCGCGUGCAGCACGUUGCUGCAGGCCGUGCUGUGCGUGGCGGCGGGUCCCGCGGGGCCGAGGCGACACUACGGGCUGCGGGCGGAGCGCGUGGUGCUGGAGUGCGGGGCGGGCGGGGACACGGCGGCCAUAGUGUACAACGCGCUGCUGGGCGCCGGCUGCUUCGUGCUGAGCUACGCGGGGCGGGAGCUGCCGGCGGAUUAUAACGAGGCCAAGUGCGUGACGUGCGGGCUGCUGCUGCAGCUCGUCUGCUCGGCCGCCGUGCUGAGCACACGGGGCGUGUGCCGCGGUCGCAGCGCCGCGGUGCGUUCGGCGCUGGGCGCGUUGUGCUCCGUGACGCCGCUGCUGGUCGGGCUGUUCCUGCACAGGGGCUUCGUGCUGCUGCUGCGGCCGCAGCUCAACACGGCGCAGCGCGUCCAGCGGGCGAUACGCAGCUACACGAGGCGCCGCGACCGGUAACGGCCCCGCGCGGCCAUC